GAGGAGCAUCGUGGACCCCCCAUCGGCCGAGACAUCAGCCAUGAUGGGCUUACAACAAGUCAGGACUGAAUCGAAACGCAACGUCAAGCCUAUCCCAGACGAUGCGGAGCUGGCAUUAGUGGCAUACAGUCUAGGGAUUGCAGCAGGGGCGUGGGCUUGGUCAAAGUAUGUCUACAGAGACCAGAAAGCGCACUCUGAAUUUUGGAGCGGCGCAUUUGCUGGCCUGGCAGGCGUCGGCCAGGGAGCCAUCCUAAACAGAAUUGCUCAGGAACUGCGGAAACAACUGUUCUGUGUGCUGCAGAUGACAGCGGGCAUAAAUAUGCAUGGAUAGACCGCCUUGGCAGCGCUGUGUACCUAGUAUAAAAUACAAAAAUAUAAGGACGCCAUGACACUGACAGGUGGUGUUGGCUUUGAGCUGCGUGUCUGGGUCCUCGGCUCUUAUCAGCAUGGGGCUGUACUUUAUUGAUUUUGUAUCAAUCGCCAAAAAUGGAACUUAUGUGGAUCAUCCACAUGAUGGUCUCCAAACGCUGCGAAAACUCCCACUACCACGCCCAAAUUUGCAAUCGCUUGUGCUGCUUUUGAACGAGAAUUAUUGAAAUGGGUUUCUUUGAAGUACUGCAAUGUUCUGAUUUAUGGGGUUUUUGGCUCUGGUGCCUAUUCCUGCCAGAAGUACCAAUUUUGUUUACGCCAGGACUGCAAGCGUUUUCAGAGCCAGAGGCAGUAUACCGGUAUUUGCCUGAGGUGACUGAGGGAGAGCUCAGUGACAGGGAAGCUGCUUACAAGCAGUUCACAGCUUCAUUACGCUUUUGAACCUGCUAUACAAAGAGGGUUAUAUGUGACACUGUAUGGGAAUGUUGCUCUUUCACCAGCAUAGCAUCAGAUUCAUAUGUGGCUAAGCACAUGUGUAGGCCCAAUCCUUGAGGUGCUGCCAUGGUUCCGGAGAAGUACAUGUAUGUGUAAGUACAUUUGAAGUG
This is a messenger RNA of Coccomyxa subellipsoidea C-169, 974 nucleotides long. RefSeq lists its product as hypothetical. The record is from RefSeq and is a predicted model, not a curated record. Lineage: Eukaryota; Viridiplantae; Chlorophyta; Trebouxiophyceae; Coccomyxaceae. The transcript is spliced from 4 exons. The coding region runs from base 41 to 331 and encodes 96 amino acids.